Hyphopichia burtonii NRRL Y-1933 is the source of this 638-nucleotide messenger RNA. RefSeq lists its product as uncharacterized. Lineage: Eukaryota; Fungi; Ascomycota; Pichiomycetes; Serinales; Debaryomycetaceae. Bases 264 to 530 code for a protein of 88 amino acids. The transcript is spliced from 2 exons. The record is from RefSeq and is a predicted model, not a curated record.
UGAUUGAGUAUUGGCCAUCUUGCCGGGUUUCUAUUAACGAAGAGGAUAAAGCUAGUGAUGCCACUUGUAAAGGAGAUGAUUUUCCCAUCGUUAAUUGAUAAGCUCCGUACCACGAAUGCACCCGUGCACCGGCGCAACCCCGAUAAAAAAACGAUCAUUUCAAAGUGAAAUCGUUUCAACACGAAGCAGUUACUCUUUCAUCAAGUACAAGGAGUUUUAGUAGUUGAUUGAGUUUAGGAAUCACUUGAGAAUCAGGGAGGGAAAUGGAUUUUUGUUUUUUUUUAAUUGGGUUUAAAGAGUUUAAUAAACCAUUAGACAAUAUUGGUAAUAUAACUUGUUAUUGCGGUAAUUGUCAUAACCAGUCGGCGCAUGCUAUUCGAACCAUUAACUGUAUAACUUUGUUUUUCAUUCCGGUGUUACCCUUUUAUUUUUCUAAAAGAUUGAAGUGCUCCAUUUGCAAUGCUUCGGGAGAUCUCAACAAGGAGGCUCUAAGUAGAUUAAAUGAGGGUCAGCCCGUUGCAAUUGGUUAAAAGUAUAUAGAAUACAUGAUUGUUCUUUGAAUAUCCAUUGUAAACUGGUAGGAUGGUUGUUGAUGUAGCCAAAAGCUUAAACCUUAGCCGUUCAUCCCGUCCUUCUCU